GGGGGACACCAUGAGGAAGACUACUGACUUCCUCCAACGACCACCUAAAGAGGGUGAAAAAGACCCCCCUCCGAGAUGGAACAAAGCAUGCGCGAGAAGUAGAGGAUCCCUUCCCAGAAAUGAUUAACAUUUUUCAGCCCCUUCGAGGAAAAGUCAUGAAUACGUAUGAGGCCUAUCCUACUUAAUGUGAACUCGGAAUGUGACGGGUGUGUGUCCUGAUAGAGAAGAGGCUCUCAAUGCACCCAGGGCUGUUUGCUUGCUCUUAUUCAUCCAAUAAAUUCCUAAACUCAACUGGAAUCCUGUUCGGGGAUACUUCAUUUAUCACAAUUGGGGGCUCAUCCGGGAUGGUCUUGGUUCCUGAAUUCUGACUUGAUUUAGGAGGGGCGCCCCACCAUUUGGUGGCUCCUGAUCAGGUCGGGUCAGGACUAACACCAGCCUGAACCUGAAUAGGGGCAAGCAAAGAAUUUGAUUUUUAUGAGCUCCCUUGCUGGCUGCAGCAGUUUAUUUUGCCCAUAAUUCUGCACGCGAAGAUCCGAACAAAGACGACGGAGUCGGACCUUUUCUUGUUUUAUUAACUACAGAGACGGCUGUGAGAACUGCUGAAAAGGGAUGGACCCACGUUUCACGAGUAAAAGGUCCAGUGAAAGAAUGGAAAGUCGCAUCUGAGCCUGGAGAGACUAAAUUGACCUUCAGACGAUCUUGAAAGAGCACGCAACAAAGGAGACUUUGUGACGGUAACUGAGAGUGGUGGUAAGAUCAUUUUGCGAAAAAUUCCCUCCCUCAACACCUAAGCACACUUUGAAGAUAAAGUGCUGUUACAAUAAGGUAGGGAGAAACUCCACACAAGUUUAAAGGAUUGUUAGGCCACGUGUUAGAAACUGAACUAAAUAAACCAGGAAAUCCCUUUAAUACUGAAGUUUGGCAAAAACCAUACGAGUCUCAUUUAGCAUGAUUCAUAUGAGACCCCUGAAGAAUACCCCUGCUGCCAUGAAGAUGAAUAACCCCGCUGCUGGAAGCACCCCAGUAGGCGGUGGAGGCAGAGGAGUAAAAAGGUGGGGUUUGAUUUUGUUUGUAUGGAUCAACCUAAUCAUACAUGGAGUUUCAGCCGAUUCGUGCUCCAAAUGCUACCAACAAGUGGCAUAUGGGAAACAAACGGUGUCAACUCUGGCCUAUCAUACCCACAUAAAUGCUGGGUGUUAUAAAAGAACUCAAUUGGAAAAAUGCCAAACAGCAGGAUUGACUCUUUGGGUAGCUGAGAAUCUUGGCGACAAGACAGGAAGAGUAGUCUAUGGCUAUGGAACUUGUCCCAAGGGAGAGAAAUAUAUAUGUUUCACUCAAGGAGGAAUGUGGGGGUAUUCAGAUGGAGGAGGACAACAAGAUAGAUUUAAAGAAGAAUUAGUAAAGAAUGUUACACGAAGAUUAAAAACAACUCGCAAACGACCUCCUUCAACUUCAAAAUCAUUAUAUGAAAAACUCAAAGAAAGGAUGAGCACAUGGGAUUUACCAACUAAAGGACAGAAUUUAUUUGUAGAUUUGAUGCAGAAAAUAGCUACAGAAUUGAAUGUAUCCUCUUGUUGGAUAUGUGGAGGGUCUCAGAUGACUGAGCAGUGGCCAUGGAGAGGAGAGAGUGUGGAACCCCAACAAUUAUUGGAAUGGAACAACACCCAUAAAUCCAGCACAAGCAGACCUGAAGGAUGGGUGCUAAGUCAUGAAGUAAUAGGCCAGUUUUGUAUAUCUAGAAAUAGCAGUGAUUUUACACAAUAUGUUGGACAUACACCUUGCAAAAUGAUCUUGACCACUAACUCAACAAGUAGUACCUGGUGGCCAAAGUCACCCGAUGGGUAUUGGACUACCAACUGCCCUGGCAAUCAAACUCAAUGUUGGAAAAACAAAAUGAAUGCAAACCCAUUUGAAGAAAUUAGGGAUUUGAAGUCCUUUUGGGAAAAUCCUAGAAAAACAAAUAGCAAUUGGAAGUCUCCUGAUGGGCUAUUUUGGAUAUGUGGGCAAAGAGCAUAUAACGAAUUACCAAAGAGAUGGAGAGGUAGCUGUACCAUUGGAAUGAUCCAACCCGCCUUUUUCUUGCUGCCAAAAAUGAAAAAUAAUCAUUUGGGAAUACCUUUGUAUGAGACCCUGAACCGAAGAAAGAGAAGUUAA
This is a messenger RNA of Colius striatus (speckled mousebird), 2154 nucleotides long. RefSeq names its product endogenous retrovirus group 3 member 1 Env polyprotein-like. The transcript is spliced from 3 exons. The coding region runs from base 949 to 2154 and encodes 401 amino acids. The record is from RefSeq and is a predicted model, not a curated record. NCBI's taxonomy places the organism in Eukaryota, Metazoa, Chordata, Aves, Coliiformes, Coliidae.